AUAAAUAAAUAAAAAAGGGAAUAAGGUGUCAUCACCACUGAAUCAAAUAAGGUACAGUAGUCCCCACUGAAACUCAUGAAUGAAUGAAUGUGAUACCCAAUGAAUUGAAUUUGAAAUGAUAUAACAAUUGAUCAAUGAUAUGAUGCUUUCUUUCCUUUGCUUCCUUACAUAUUGGAUCACACCCACUUGUGGUGAAAAUAAUAAUGGAAGAUGAAUAUGCUAAACUUGUCAAGAGAAUGAAUCCACCCAGAGUUACAAUUGACAACAACUCUUCUCCAGAUACAACAGUUAUUCAGGUCGAGAGUGUUAACAAGCCUGGUAUUCUACUAGAAGUUGUUCAAGUUCUUGCCGAUUUGAAUCUCGUUAUCACAAAAGCAUACAUCUCAUCAGAUGGAAAAUGGUUCAUGGAUGUUUUCAAUGUUAAACACCGCAAUGGCAGCAAAGUUAAAGAUGAAGGGGUGAUUAGUUAUAUAAAGAAAAUACUUGAAAGCGAUGCUCUUAAUUUUCCAUCAAUGGAUAGUUCAGUUGGAUUGAAGUCUUCUUUAGAUUAUACAUCGAUAGAACUAGCUGGAACAGACAGGCCUGGAUUACUAUCAGAAGUGUGUGCAGUUCUAGCUGAUCUUGGCUGUAAUGUGGUCACUGCCGAAAUUUGGACCCACAAUGCCCGGGCUGCGGCCGUGGUAAAUGUGACUGAUGAUAGGAUGGGGUGUGCAGUUGAAGAUCCAGAGAGACUUUUAACCAUUAAGAAGCGCCUUUGCAAUGUUUUCAGGGGAAACAAUGACUUAAAGAAUGCAAAAAUGACACUUUCUCCCCCCGGCUUUAUGCAUAGAGAGAGAAGAUUACAUCAGAUAAUGGUUGCUGAGAGGGAUUAUGAAAAAGUUGAAGACGAAAUGGAGGGAAAUGUCUUCAAAACAGAGGUUAGUGUGUCGGAUUGUAUUGAGAAAGAUUACACGGUUAUUACCAUGCGAUGUAAGGAUCGACCUAAGCUAUUAUUUGAUACUGUCUGCACCAUUACUGACAUGCAAUAUGUAAUCUAUCAUGGAGUUGUUCACACUGGGAAGAUGGAAGCUUAUCAGGAAUAUUAUAUCCGACAUGUUGAUGGAAAUCGUAUAAGCUCAGAGGCAGAACGUGAGCGGGUCAUGCAGUGCCUUGAAGCAGCCAUUGAGCGAAGAACAUCUGAGGCACUAGAGCUAGAGUUGUGUACAGAAGAUCGGGUAGGACUUUUGUCUGAUAUAACAAGGAUAUUGAGGGAAAAUAGUUUGUGUAUAAAAAGAGCAGAGAUAUCUACUGAAAAUGGGAAAGCAAAGGACAUUUUUUAUGUGACUGAUAUGACCCGUGACAGCCCAGUAGAUCCCAGGACAAUUGAUUCUAUUCGUAGGCAAAUUGGAAAAAACACGGCUUUUGAUGUUAGAUGGAAUUCUAGCCCACCAAAGCCAACACGGGAAGAAACAACAAUGAGCUCUCUCUUUGGACAUUUCUUCAAAGGCCGGCCAUUUUAAUAUGUCAAAAAUUGGUUAGAUGAUUGUGCUUGUAUAGUUGUAUAGUUCAGUGGGUGUACAUAACUACAUAUUUAGGAACAUAAUUAAUAGCUGAUAGGAUAUUAAACCAGCAGAAAGAGGUAAAUAUGGGCAAGGUACAUAUUGUUUAGAAAUCAUUAUAGAUAUCAGUUAAGGAAAUAAAAUUCUCCAUGCAGAUGGUUAAAUCU
This is a messenger RNA of Erigeron canadensis, 1705 nucleotides long. RefSeq names its product ACT domain-containing protein ACR6-like. The transcript is spliced from 8 exons. Lineage: Eukaryota; Viridiplantae; Streptophyta; Magnoliopsida; Asterales; Asteraceae. The record is from RefSeq and is a predicted model, not a curated record. Bases 204 to 1499 code for a protein of 431 amino acids.